Molecule: messenger RNA, 1610 nt
Organism: Erigeron canadensis
Lineage: Eukaryota; Viridiplantae; Streptophyta; Magnoliopsida; Asterales; Asteraceae
Product: 26S proteasome non-ATPase regulatory subunit 4 homolog
Exons: 11
Coding region: 106-1311 (401 amino acids)
Biological process (GO): proteasome-mediated ubiquitin-dependent protein catabolic process
Cellular component (GO): proteasome regulatory particle, base subcomplex; cytosol; nucleus
Molecular function (GO): polyubiquitin modification-dependent protein binding
Source: RefSeq, a predicted model, not a curated record
CAUAACACAAACGCACACAGAUAUCGUCUUUCUCAAGAAAACCCUCGAUUCAUCUUUACAAUCGCCUCUCACGACUCACUGUAAUUUCUUCUUCAAUAUUCAAUCAUGGUGCUCGAGGCAACGAUGAUCUGUAUCGAUAAUUCUGAAUGGAUGCGUAAUGGAGAUUAUUCACCUACUAGAUUUCAAGCUCAAGCUGAUGCUGUUAAUCUUAUUUGUGGUGCUAAAACCCAGUCUAAUCCGGAGAAUACUGUGGGAGUGUUGACAAUGUCUGGAAAAGGCGUUCGUGUUAUCGUCACUCCUACUAGUGAUCUUGGAAAGAUCCUUGCUUGCAUGCAUGGGUUAGAAAUAGGCGGUGAGAUGAACAUGGCUGCUGGGAUCCAGGUUGCUCAGUUGGCUUUGAAACAUCGACAAAACAAAAAGCAGCAACAGAGGAUUAUUGUGUUUGCUGGAGGCCCUGUAAAGUAUGAUAAGAAAGUUUUGGAGAUGAUUGGAAAGAAGUUAAAAAAGAAUAGUGUCGCUCUUGAUGUUGUGAACUUUGGUGAGGAGGAUGAAGAAAAGAAGGAAAAGCUUGAGGCCCUUGUUGCUGCUGUUAAUAAUAAUGAUAGCAGCCACAUUGUUCAUGUCCCGGCCGGAUCUAAUGCCCUUUCCGAUGUCCUAUUGAGUACUCCUAUCUUCACUGGUGAUGGAGAAGGUGGAAGCGGUUUCGCAGCAGCAGCUGCUGCCGCCGCAGCUGGGGGUGUAUCUGGUUAUGAUUUUGGUGUGGAUCCAAAUCUCGAUCCGGAACUUGCACUUGCUCUUCGUGUGUCGAUGGAAGAGGAGAGAGCAAGGCAAGAAGCUGCUGCAAAGAAGGCUGCAGAUGAGUCUUCUAAGCAAGGAGGGGAAUCUACAUCACAAGAUGCAACUAUGUCUGAAAAUGCUGGCACUUCAGCUUCCGAAUCUGAAAAUAAAAAGGAUGAUCUAAUGGAUGAUGAGAAUGCCCUGCUUCAGCAGGCUCUUGCCAUGUCAAUGGAUGAUCCUGCCGCUACUGUUACGACCAGGGACACUGAUAUGUCAGAAGCAGCCGCGGAUGAUCAAGACUUGGCACUUGCUCUACAAUUGUCUGUUCAAGAAGAGGCAAAAGACCAAUCAGGACAGGCAGAUAUGGGCAAGCUGUUGGCAGAUCAAUCGUUUGUGUCGUCAAUUCUUGCUUCACUCCCAGGAGUUGACCCUAAUGACCCUUCAGUAAAAGAUUUGCUUGCAUCAAUGCAAAAUCAGCCUGAGUCUGAGCAGAAGAAAGAUGAGGACAAAGCACCCAAGGAAGAUGACAAGUGAUCUUAUUCGUUCUUUUAUCAGUCUAAUCCCAGGAACAGAUUACUUACGAGUUAUGCUGCAUUCGUUGGAGAUUUCUUUGAUGAACUGUGUAAUGGGGGAUAGAACGCCAUGCGUUAAAUGUAUGAAAUAUUGUUCUUGUUACCAUGGAUCAGUUUCACUUUCGGUGUUUGUUUAUGAACUUAAAUCAUGGUACUCGGAUAAUCAAGUGGUACCUUUAGCCAUACUCGUUUGUAUGUUUUAAAACAACAUUAUGUAUUGUCUUUGAUGAAAUUAAGGUUUACUUGUGUUUCAGCUUUCAA